AUCACAACGUCGAAUCCUGUUUUUGUGGCUGGAGGAGGAGUUGUGAGUGAAUUCUGGAAGAAAUUUUUGGAAAACAUUUAUUAUUUUGUUAUACUUUAAGUAACAUAUGAAUCGUUAAGAUUAAAGUUCAGUUGCUGUUUACUUACUGAAACUGUUGUGAUUUUCGUGACGUUUAGAACGGGUACUCACAAAAAUGAUGGCUGGCAAACGAGCGAAGAAACCACUUCCUAAGUUCAGUAUAGUGGCUGAAACAACUCCACCUGUUACUCCUCCUAGAGAUUUGGACAAACGUACUAACAUUACAAUUGGGGACAGAGUGUUCGAAGUUGAAGCAGAUGACCUUGAGACCUUAGGACUUCUGGGCCAGGGAGCUUAUGGAAUUGUCGAGAAAAUGAAACAUAAGAAUACCGGAACAAUAAUGGCAGUCAAAAGAAUACCUGUAACUGUUAAUACUCAGGAGCAAAAGAGGCUCUUGACGGAUCUUGAUGUUUCAAUGAGAACAGCCGAUUGUCCCUACACAGUGACAUUUUAUGGGGCUCUUUUUCGAGAAGGAGAUGUGUGGAUAUGCAUGGAGUGCAUGGACACAAGCUUGGACAAAUUUUAUGUUAAAGCAUACCAGCAUGGGAAAAAUAUAGAAGAAGAUGUCCUUGGACAAAUUGCAUUUGCGGUUGUAUCUGCUUUACAUUAUCUUCACAGCCAACUGAAAGUAAUUCACAGGGAUGUAAAGCCAUGCAACAUAUUAAUUGACAGAACUGGGCGUGUAAAAAUAUGCGAUUUUGGCAUAUCUGGUUAUUUAGUUAAUUCUAUUGCCAAGACAAUCGAUGCUGGAUGCAAGCCUUAUAUGGCGCCCGAAAGGAUCGACCCCACGGGAAGUCCCGAUAAGUACGACGUCCGGUCUGACGUUUGGUCUCUAGGAAUUUCAUUAGUGGAGUUGGCUACAGGAAAGUUUCCUUACAGUCCAUGGAGAACACCAUUUGACCAGGUAAAACAGGUGGUUGUAGGUGAUCCACCUCGCCUGCCUUCUGGUCGAUUUUCUCCCCAAUUUGAAGAUUUUGUAUCAAAAUGUUUAAGGAAAAAUUAUUUGGAAAGACCGAAUUAUCGACAAUUGUUGGAGCACCCCUUCCUGCUACGCCAUGCACAGCAGGAAACAGACGUGUCCUCAUUUUUCAAAGAAGUGCUCGAUCUACCAGACGAGGAGCUCAAGACAAGCAAGAAGACGGUCGUAUAAAAUCUCCCCCCUCCCCACAAAUAAGAACUUGUCGUAAAAUCGUUCUCAAUUACACACCAUCCCGCAUCA
Molecule: messenger RNA, 1297 nt
Organism: Daphnia pulex (common water flea)
Lineage: Eukaryota; Metazoa; Arthropoda; Branchiopoda; Diplostraca; Daphniidae
Gene: lic
Product: dual specificity mitogen-activated protein kinase kinase 6-like
Exons: 7
Coding region: 194-1228 (344 amino acids)
Biological process (GO): stress-activated MAPK cascade; protein phosphorylation
Molecular function (GO): ATP binding; MAP kinase kinase activity
Source: RefSeq, a predicted model, not a curated record